AUUUCGUUUCCUGCCUUGCUAUGUAUUUGCCGGUUUACUGAAUAAAAGUUUUGCAAUUUGCUAAAACACUUUGUAUAAACAGUGAACUCCAUAAGCAAUGAUAACCGAAGCACCACAAGAGUUACUGGUAUUAUAUAUCUGAGGUAUAACGCUGAAAUCGGAUAUUAGAGCCACCAUGUGCAAGCGCCCAGCCCCGGAGUGCAAGCAGAUUGCAGAAGAAAAUCAACUGAACAAUGAAGCCGAAGAAGAAAAUGAUGACAAUGCUAUGAGUGAAGAUGAAGAUGAUACCUACGGAUCAGAUUCUGAAUCCUCCUACAGCGAGUCCAGUGUAAACAUGAGAACAGAGUCGGAAUCCGAUGGAGAAUCAGCCAGCGCACACAGAGUUACCCCUGACAUGGUCCUCCUACUCAUGCUCAAAGACAAAGGGGCUAUAACGGAAGAAAAAUAUGCUGAGAAAGCUGAAAAAUGUGAUAGAAACUUUAGAUCCUUGAUUCCUUAUGUUCCAAGAUCACGAAGGUCUUCAUAUGAAGCUGAUGAUUCUAAUGACGAAGAUGAAAAUGAUGCUGUAGAAACUAGUAAUAAAAAUGAGGUUGAAUGUGAUAAAGAUAUAACAAAAGAUAUUAGAUCUGUUGAAAACGUAGGAAAUGAAAAUAUCAUAGAAGGUGAUUCUGAUUCGGUUAAAAAUGAUUCAAAUAUUGCUUUAGAUGUAAACAAUGAUCUCAAUUGUGAAGAGAUUUUAUUAGAUAAGCAAAAAGGAAGUGUAAGCGAUAACCAAACGAAAUGUGAAGUAGAAGAAAAAAUACCAAUUGUUCCAAAACUAACUUGCGAACUAAAUGCAGACAGUGCAAUUCAAGACACAAACAGAGAUACUAUGUCAGAAAGUAUUAAUUUAAAAUCUAUGAAUAAUGAUAAUGAUAGUCAGAAGCAGGUUGAAAAUAGCAUCGUAGAGAUGAAGAAUAAACUAGAACAUAACUUAGUACCAGUAGAUAACAAAAUAACAGAGCCAAACCUCAAUGCGCCCAAAGACCUAGGCAACCAAGUUGUCUCAUCAAAACCAGAAGAAACCAAAGAGGGUCACAAUUCUGAAGUCGAAAAAAGAAUAAGCCUCGAGACUAUUCUUUUGCAAGAACUCAAUUUGUUGCGUGGAGAUAAUAAUAAUUCAAUCAAGGACGAAAAUGAACACUUAUUAAAAACAAAAGCAAAAGCCAAAGAUGCAGAUCAGAACUCUAAAGACGAAAAUGAAACUAACAGUCUUCCAAAAGAAAGUACUUUAGAAUCAGUCGAGCACAAAAGUAAAGAGACAAGUAAUAAUGAUAAUCAAAGCACAAAUGAUCUUGACUUAGCAAAAAAAUCUGAAAAAUCCAAAAUAGAAAAUAAAAAUUGUCAGACAGAAUCGAAUUCGACUGGCAAAUUAACAAAAAGUUUCAAGUAUAUCCUAAAGAAGUUAAUAAGAGAAAAUCGCAUCCCGAGAGAAGACGAAGAUCGCAUUAAUGACGCAUAUGGAGAAGAUUAUGGAGAUCAUUUGCUAUCGUUCACGAAUUCUUUAGAUACAUACUAUAAAAACAAUACAAAUAUAGAAUUAUCUGAUGAUGAAUACGAAGAAGAUAUAAAUCUUAGAGAAUUUGCCGUCUUUCUAAACUUCUAUUCGCCGUCAUCUUAUAAACAUAUCUUGGAAACCUAUAAUACUCCACUGCCAGAUUCAAAAGUAUUAUACUCAUGGUAUUUGAAAGAUGAUUACUAUCCAGGUCUGACAAAGCAAGCCUUUAAGAUUUUAAAGGAAAAAUCUUCAGUGAAAAAGCUGACUUGCACCUUGAUGCUUAUAGAUGUAUAUUUGAAGAACGAAGGCGAAUAUUGUGACCAAGUUGAUUAUGGUCAAGGGGAGAAUGUUGACUGUGAAGACAAAGCCGUGCUCGCUUAUGUAUUUGUGUUAGUAAGCGUGGAUGAAGACUGGAAGAUGCCGAUCGGGUACAUUUUCGCUCGGAAUAUACCGGCUGAGACGCAAGCAGAGUAUAUCCGGAUCUGUUUAACACAUUGCCACGAAGCCGGAGCGGAUGUUGUAGCCGUCACAUUAGAAAAUCCUACCCCGGCAGAGUUCCUAGGAUGCUCCUUUAAUAAUAUCAGAAAUUUAAAGACUACGUUUAGGCACCCAUCUUGUGAUCGAGAAGUGGCUGUUUGGAUAGACCCCUGCUUGGCUCUCAAGAGCGCUCGUCAAACACUAAAAGUCAAAGGUGUUUUAAAAGAUCAUGAGGGCAAAAAAAUUCGAUGGAACUUAAUAAGAAAACUGCAGCGAAUGCCUACAGAUCAUUUCAUUGAUAUGGAAGACCCGGAGUUUUACGAACUAAAAAAUCAUAUCGCGAAGAUCGACCUCACGGUGAAGACUUUCAGUGAGAGUUUGGUUACAGCUUUGAGUCUCGCUGAAAAGUUGCUUCCGGAUGACUUCACGGAUGUUGAACCGACGCGGAGAUACAUCGCGUUCAUCAAUUUGUUGUAUGAUAUACUUAACACGAAGGUGACUGUUAGGAUGCGCGAUAUUGCUGUGAAAUUACAAUCUGCAAAAAACUACCUGCUGCAUAUAUUUUUUAAUGAAGAAAAUGAACUGACGCCUUUGGAUAGAGAGAAUCUCGCGUGGCUACCACGCCGACAAGGCUACCGGUACUUUCUCAAAGGAGAACCGAUCUGCGGGUUCAUCGGGUUCCUGAUCUGUAUAAAGAGUUUCAAGCACUUAUACUCCACUUUGAUUAAAAAAGAGAAAAGAAUCACCGGCCUAGAUCCUCAGCGACUGUGCAAAGUGCAAGCGGAAAAUUUGGUGAACAAUCUAAGAGCAUAUACCUGGGCAGAUCCUGACUCCUUAUCCGGAGAUGAUUUCCGAAGAUUCUAUAAGAAUUUAUUUGGAUAUAUUGAGAAAAAUCCGCAGUUUUCUGACAAAACUGUCCCGUUAGAACACUGGCCGUUGACAAACAAUUUUUCUCCAAUGGUGACCAUCAAGAUGACUUCAGGCAAGCGGUCUUAUGAUGAUGUCUACUCCGGACAAUACAGGCUUAAAAAGAUGAAAAAGACUGAUGAUGAAAAGUCAGAUAAAUGUGUCCGAGAUUUGUCCAAAGCGAUGGACGCAGAAAUAGACUUAUCGGUGAAAAAGAACAUGGUCGGUUUCCUAGCGGGCUGGAUCGCCGCUAAAUUCGCAAAAUGCUUGAAAUGUGAAGACUGCAUAAACUUGGUUUUUAGCGAUAAUAAACUCUGGUUUCACAAGCACAUUACUCUCUCAUGGAUUUACGCGUUAUGCUUGCCAAGCGAGGAAAUGUUUAGGAUCUGUUGGGAGUGCGAGCGAGCGCUCCGUUUGAAAGGGUCUCUUUUACGUCUUAAGGCGUGGGUGCUCCGCCGUCUAGCCUCGAAAUUCCCCUGGUCUAGAGGUCCAAAAAUAUCUAAACACAGGCCUAUGCAUCACAUUCACCUGGUGCGAGCUGUGAUCGGGAAAUACUUCGCGCUGCGGGUGCCGACGCCUUUCGGCAAGAAAGACAGAGAGAAGAUUGUCGAGUUGUAUCAACAGUUCACGACUGUAGAUUCAGAUGCGUCGUUGGACAAGUAUAGAAUUAAGAAUUUGGAAGAAUGGUUGGAUGGUAGCAAGGAGGAGGUUUCAGAUUAUUAAAUCUUAUAGAUCCCGUUAAAAAGAUUUGCACCGCCGUGGUACAAAAAAAAGAAGUUUGUUAAAAGCAUCGAGGACAUACCCCAAAUAUGGAAUUGUACUGUACUCGAUGGAAUAUGUAUGGAAUAUGUGUGUAUAUGGGAUAUGUACUCGAUGGAUAAAAGCUACCUGUUUUAUGAAGCUGUGUGCUCUCUAUAUUUCUAGAAAGAAUUCAUUCCUGUUUAUUUGUGUGUGUCAGCAUAGAGGAAUAAAUAAGGAAAGAGUUGUAACUUCAUACAUCAGUAAAUGCGAGUUAUAGUGACAUCUAUCGUCAAUCACGCGUCAAAUACCGUAAAUUAUCAGUACUGCUACUUGUCAA
Messenger RNA from Leguminivora glycinivorella, 3998 nucleotides. RefSeq lists its product as uncharacterized. The coding region runs from base 176 to 3643 and encodes 1155 amino acids. The transcript is spliced from 3 exons. Lineage: Eukaryota; Metazoa; Arthropoda; Insecta; Lepidoptera; Tortricidae. The record is from RefSeq and is a predicted model, not a curated record.